This is a messenger RNA of Amoebophrya sp. A25, 1243 nucleotides long. Lineage: Eukaryota; Dinophyceae; Syndiniales; Amoebophryaceae. The record is from the annotation of a GenBank genome assembly.
UGUGACGGCGCACGCCCUCGAGACCAAGGGCCGACCUUCUUCUAUCCUUGUGAGGUUGACCAGCGAAGCGCUCAGGAGUAAGCGGCCACCCGAAGAAUGCGGCCUCGUGUGUCUUUUCCCGUGUCGCCGAGUGUUGUCCCAGAUUUUGCAGCGCAUCUUUCAGGGCAAGACGAUCGCUGACAUGUUGGCGGCCAUGCGGUUGAACUUGUGCGAGAUCUUCGACGAGUGCAGAGAUAUCGGCAUCGAUGGAACGGUCAACGUCACUUAUGGCCUUUCGUGUUUUUUUUAGGACAGGCCCCCCCUGUGUGGGUGGGUGCAAUAUUCUCGGUAGUAAGUAGCUUAGGUCUCUGCUGGCAAAUAAAAGCGGCCCCGGUGCUCUGUGCUUUAUGCCUAGCCAGAGGACUAUCCUGAGGCCCGUUCUGAUGGAGGUUGGGCGAUCGUUGGUCGUGGUUUCCUUAUACUAAACCCGUUGGUGAUUCGCAGGAUUCUCCAGAGUUAUUGCUUUACAUGUUGAGGAGGUGGCAACUAAGGGGGCCCCAUUCUUCCAAAGUGGCCGAGACUUCUCCCGGCAGCUCUAACAAGCGCAAUCGAUUAUCGGAGACAUUCCCGCCGGCAAGACUGGGGCGACCAGCAACAAAUGCCUCACGUUAAAGGGCCGCACUGUUAUGGGGAUGAUCUAGGUCAGUACCAUGUAGGCGCUGCUUCUCUCACUUGUGUGGUGCCAGUUGAUUAAUUAGCAGGCUCGUAGUAAGUAUGCCCCUAGUCAGCGCCGUGAUGCAUGUAGAUGAAGUCGAAAGGGAUUCCGCUUCGUGGGUGUUGUGGUUCUUCAUUCCCGGGGGCUUCGUGGAUGAGAUGGCAUCCCGCCCCACCCGAUCGGUGGGUUUACAUCAUCAUCAUCAUCAUGUUGUGGCUCUUCUUUCUAUUAUUGGCGCACCAUCGCAGGCAGCUGCUAGCUAAUUCUUACAGCUUGCCGCUAUGGUUGAUAAAUAUGAAUGAAAAGGGGGAAGCAGAUGAGCGCUCUAGCAUUUUGGUAGGCCGAUGCCUCAUCCUCUAACCUGGGCGCAGCACUUGGCAUCCAGCUCGCGAAAAGUGAGAGCUUUGAAAACAUCCUGGGCUUCUUGCGGUCGUCUGUCCCGGCCGAGCAUCGUGGGCGGGUGCUCUCGAUCUGCUGCGACUCGCCGAAGGUCUUGCUUUCUGGCUAUGAGGCCUUGCGUGAACUCUUCCCCAACUUGCGAACAAUAAC